AUGGCACUCUUGAGGGCAAGUGCUGCAUUGGCAGUAGUUCUGAUGCUACAGUCUCAUCAUGCCGCUGCUUGGGGAAAUUCAGACACUCUCUACAUUUACAACUCUGAUACUCUGGCUGAUAUAUCAGCUUCAGAAGCAUGCGUGAAUGCCAUGUCCAGCAAUGUUUCAUGCUAUGCCGGCUUGAGCCAGGCAGUCACCCAGACGACAUCAUGGUCAGCCAAUGCACUGUCGGAAAUGUGUACCAGCGGUUGCUCUUCCGCUUUGUCAAGCUAUGUCUCCUCUGUGGACGAAGCCUGCGGCACAAGUACGCAGUACAACAUCUCCGGUAUCUCACAAACUGCCUCGGAUAGAGGCAAAGAAAUGAAAUGGCGUUACGAUGCAACCUGCUUGACUGAUUCGGCUUCGGGCACCUAUUGCAACACCCUAUUCCAAAAUGCAAUUUCGAAUGGCACAACAAACAUCAAAUGCAGCGCAUGCUAUUUGGAGUAUAUGUCAGCCCUAGUGAAUUCCAAAUGGGGUCAGGAUAUUUUGCUCAGUCCGUCGGCCUUAACGAGUCAAGUAUCUUCUUGCUCGACCAGCGGAUACUCUGUGACUUAUACACCAACCUCGACUGCCUCUUCCACGGCCUCUGCCUCGGCCACUGUUGCCGCUAGUCGCUGCAACACGACUGACCCCGAUCAAACUGUUUACAAGGUUGAAUCCGGAGAUACCUGUCUUUCUAUCUCAGCAGCUCAAAAUGUCUCAACCUCAGCCUUGAUAAACUUGAACAGCCUUGAUACGGGGUGUACGCAUAUAGUUGCUGGGGCAGAGAUUUGCCUUCCCGAUGUUUGUGAGAUCUAUCGCGUUCAGGAGACGGAUACCAUUGACAAAAUCGUUGCGAGCCUAUCGCGUCAAGUCUCUGUGCCUCAGUUUGUUGCAUGGAAUGCCAAUCUCAACUCAGCGCAAAGCUCGCAGAAUCUGACGGCUGUUUCGGGGAAGUACAUCUGCGUCAGUCCUCCGGGUACUCUCACACUCCCCGAUACCCUGGCUCUUAGGCCCGCAAGCACCGCUGUGUCUCUUCCUACCGACGCAGUCACUAGCUCCAACACCGACUGUGGUCACUGGUAUCAGAUCCAAGAUGGUGAUACCUGUGAAUCCGUGUGCGACAAAUUCAGCAUCUCUCAAUAUAAUUUCAAUUUCUUAAAUCCCCAGGCCGCAUUGAAUGCAACCUCCAGUUGCGGCAGCCUCUGGAAAGGGAACAGCUACGCUAACCCAUCCACUCCACAGUGCGUUCAAGCAGUGGGUAACAUCAACACCUAUACAAGCUACAUAUCCAACACCACAAGAACACGCACAUCACUUGCUAGCACCAUGAAUCUCAACGCAACCCGAACAGCAAACCAUAGCACCACCAAUCUGUUCUGGUCAUUCCCUUCCGACCUAACCACGGCCUCAACCUGGACCCCUGAUUCAGCAUACCUCGCAUCUCUCGCGACCUACACUCUCUGCGACCAGGUCAACUCAGUGUACAACAUCACCGAUGACGAUCUAACAGACGAGAUGUACCACGAUGAAGUCUGGCUAAGUGAAUACGAGCGCGUGUGCUAUCCUCCCGUGAACGGUUCUUUCCCGACCACCGGGUUCAACUUCAGCAUUACAUUGACCGAUGAUCCAAGUAUGGGAAGCUCGACGUGGCCUAGAGGCAUCCCCUCUUUCAUUCGCCGACAUGAGGAACCCGUGGCCCGGAAGAAUUUUGAUGCCGCCUCUCGUGCAUGGAGGCAUUUUGUUCGUGAGCAGUGGGUCGGUGGCGACGGCGCGGAUCAACAGAAACGAGCGUUGAUCGAACGCUGGGCAACAGCAGACCAACAAUUCCGCGAUAGCUAUCAAUCACGAGCCCCAGAGGACGAGCCUAGUUUUUUUGAAGGUCCUGAACUUGCGGAUAAAACUUUCGGAGCCAAUGACGUUCAAAGUUCCUGCAUGGUCUACUUCUGCACCACCGAAUUAACCCCCGAGAAAGAAGCCCUGCUCGCCAAGUGUAUCCUGGGAUUAUUCCCAUGGGAAGACGGCUGGGACUUUCUAGCAGACGAAAUGAUAGUGUUUGUUCCCCCUGAAGACAAUAAGGGGAAUGUUCUCGAGACAUUUAAAUUCCAUCAAAGUGUCGCGCGACCCAACUUCCUCGAUAUGCACAUGGCGCUUGAUGGAACUGUACUUUUCAGAGACUGCUCCCCCAAGCUUAUUAUCGAUGACCGGACCCUUGAGACCGGACUAGGUCUCUGGGUUGAUUUUGCAACCAACGGUAUCUACGAGAUAGCCCGUCGGGGUCAAAUUAUGAUGGAGGAAUUCGCCCACUUUUAUCGGGAAAUCGGUCCGGGAAAUCGAGUCCCAAUAGACCAGGCGCUCAAUUACAUUGAGGACCGGGAAAUUUACAUAGACCGCGACGAAGAUGCAGAUCCAAGAGAGAUUUUGGAGGAUGAACCAGUCGAUAUGCGACGGCCGCUUGUGGAAAUCUACAAAGGGAAUGAAGUCGAUCUGGUGGAUGACUAUGCGCCAGGAUUUCGCGAGGCGGAGGAGCAGGGUGACGGUUUAGCGAUCGGAUUUGAUUUGGAAAGGAUACUUGCGAACGAUGGAAAUCCCCUGAUUGUCAGAGAUCAUGGAAGUGACCAUGAGCUAGACUUUACCAUGUACUCCUGA
Messenger RNA from Penicillium antarcticum, 2670 nucleotides. Its product is annotated as LysM peptidoglycan-binding domain-containing protein. The transcript has 7 exons. The record is from RefSeq and is a predicted model, not a curated record. NCBI's taxonomy places the organism in Eukaryota, Fungi, Ascomycota, Eurotiomycetes, Eurotiales, Aspergillaceae. The coding region runs from base 1 to 2670 and encodes 889 amino acids.